This is a messenger RNA of Pantherophis guttatus, 2467 nucleotides long. NCBI's taxonomy places the organism in Eukaryota, Metazoa, Chordata, Lepidosauria, Squamata, Colubridae. The record is from RefSeq and is a predicted model, not a curated record.
CGGCCGGGCAGCGCCCCCUUGGCGACGAUGGCGGGGAUUGGGGCGCCGUCCAGCUCCUCCCCCUCGGGUGGCGGCCGAGGCCCCGCCCAGCCCCCCAAAGGCCCCGCCCCUCUGGCGCGCUCUUCUCCCGGCGGCGGCGGCGGCAGGAGCAGCGUCGCCUCCAUUUUCUCCUCAGCCGCCGCUUCUUCUUCGUCGUCUUCCUCCUCAGGCGCCGGCAGUUACGGCCGCCGAGGCCCCGAACCGCCGCCCCGGCCCCGCCGCCCGAGCCCCUCCGCCGCCCCCGCCCGAGGGAGGCCUCCCAGCGCCGCGCCGCCCCCACCCGGCCUCGCCCGCCGCCCGCUCGCCUCAGCCGUCACCGCCGCCAUGAAUGAGGAGUACGACGUGAUCGUGCUGGGCACCGGCCUGACGGAAUGCAUUCUCUCGGGCAUUAUGUCCGUCAAUGGCAAGAAAGUUCUGCACAUGGAUCGGAACGCUUACUACGGAGGGGAAAGUGCUUCCAUUACACCCCUGGAAGAUCUAUACAAAAGGUUUCAGCUGCCAGGAGCAAUACCGGAGUCAAUGGGCCGAGGAAGAGACUGGAACGUUGACCUGAUCCCCAAAUUCCUCAUGGCCUGUGGCCAACUGGUGAAGAUGCUGCUGUACACAGAGGUCACUCGCUACCUGGACUUCAAGGUGAUCGAAGGGAGCUUUGUCUACAAGGGUGGAAAGAUCUACAAAGUCCCUUCAACCGAAGCGGAAGCUCUCGCCUCUAGUUUGAUGGGCCUGUUUGAGAAAAGGCGCUUCCGGAAGUUUCUGGUCUACGUGGCCAACUUUGACGAGAACGAUGCCCGCACGUUCGAAGGGGUGGAUCCCAAGAAAACAACCAUGCGCGACGUCUACAAGAAGUUCGAUCUCGGCCAGGAUGUGAUUGACUUCACGGGACACGCCCUGGCCCUGUACAGGACGGAUGAGUACCUAGACCAACCUUGCCAAGAAACCAUCAACAGGAUUAAACUCUACAGCGAGUCUUUGGCCAGAUACGGCAAAAGUCCCUACCUCUAUCCUCUCUAUGGCUUGGGGGAGCUUCCCCAGGGAUUUGCCAGGUUAAGUGCCAUCUACGGAGGGACCUACAUGUUGAACAAGCCCAUCGAAGAGAUUGUCGUGGAGAACGGCAAAGUGGUCGGCGUGAAAUCGGAAGGAGAGAUCGCCCGUUGCAAGCAGCUCAUCUGCGACCCCAGCUACGUCUCGGACCGAGUGAAGAAAGUGGGUAAAGUCAUCCGGGUGAUUUGCAUCCUGAACCACCCGAUCAAGAACACGAACGAUGCCAAUUCGUGCCAGAUCAUCAUUCCCCAGAACCAAGUCAACAGGAAGUCAGACAUCUACGUCUGCAUGAUCUCGUCCGCCCACAACGUGGCGGCCCAAGGAAAGUACAUCGCCAUCGUGAGCACAACCGUGGAGACCAACGAGCCGGACAAGGAGAUCAAACCCGCCAUGGACCUCCUGGAGCCCAUCGAGCAGAAGUUUGUUAGCGUCAGCGACUUGUUUUCCCCAACUGACUUGGGCAGAGAGAGCCAGAUCUUUAUUUCCCGCACUUACGACGCCACCACUCACUUUGAGACCACCUGCGACGACAUCAAAGACAUUUACAAGAGGAUGAUGGGCUCGGAGUUCGACUUUGAAGAGAUGAAGCGGAAGAAGAACGACAUCUACGGAGAGGACGAGCAGCAGUGAGCAGGGCCGGACGUCUCUUCUUCCCCCCCCCUCCCUUUCCCCCCCCCCCCCCCCAGGCUCUCAACCACAGAAGGGGGGGCGACGCCCGCACUCGGGACCUUUAAGCUGAGCGCCUUCCCCAGCUCAAUAUUGUAAGGCCUGUUACUUUCUCUCCCUCUCUCUUUCUCUCUCUCUCCUCCCCUUCCUUAAUCAUAUCUCUGAGAUUGCACUGAUCCAACCUCCCUUCUCUCUUUUCGGCUAGAAUCAUGUGUCAAUUUCAGCUUGGGGGUGGUGGUGUUCUGAUUGGCAGGUGCCGACACCCAUCACUCUUUAACUCUCGCUAACUCCAUUCUCAGCCCAUUUAAAAAAAAAAAAGAAAUAAAAGUUGGCCGGUCCCAGCGGGGACGGGAGGGACCCAAAAGCCCACCAGCCUAGAGGUUCUCGUAGGCCGCCCCUCUCUCCCCCUCCCCCCCCCCAUUUCACGCCAGCCCAAAUCCUGGCAAAGCCGCCUCCGGUUGCCCGUGCUUUAAGCGGCAUCUCUUUUUAAGUCCCCAAUAAUUUUGGGGGUGGGGGUUUUUUUUUUGUUUUUUUUUUUUGGUUGGGGUUUUUUUUUUCGGGUUUAUGAUCCCCCCCCCUCCUUAAAUCUCCUAGCUUCUCAAAACUUUGUUUACAUCUGUUGGGACACAACUUUGCCACCAGGCUUCCGUUUGUGUUUUAAAAGUGCUACUAAUAAAAAAAAAAAAGGAAAGAAAGAAAAAAAACGGUGCAAGCACAAAAA